AUGCUCCCUCAAAGCCAUGCUCAGUUCGGCGGUUCGCACGACGUAGCGGCAAUGCAACCUAGCUUAUGCGCCCCUCGGCCUGUCUCAUCCACGCCCGGCGCGGGCUCUAACGAAACACGUAAAGCUGGAACGGAGGCGGCUUGUGUUAAAGCAACGGACGGACGAGUGCGAACUGUGAUCCUGCCUGCCAAAUGUUCGUCACAAGAAACGCCGAUUGGGCCGGCAGGCCUCCCGGGAGUUGUGCCUAGCAAGCCACUUAGUCCCCUAGAUGGCGUCAGAGAACUUCAACAUGAUGCAAGCUGCAAUUCGUCAUUAGCCCACACGGAGGGGGAAAAGGAUAGCCCCGGCGAGUAUUGUCUUGGGCUAAAGCAGCUGGCCCUUCACAAGGACCCUCCCGAAGGUUCUAAGGAACCACACCAGGGCAGGCUGUCUGUGUUACUCGGCCAUCUGGGAGACAGAUGUUGGAGCCGGCUGCCUCUGCGCUAUUGGCACUGCGCAUUUUAUCUGUUGCUACUGCUGGCGGCCUUCUGGGCUGCAUCGGUGGUGUGGGACGACUCGCAAGAGGGGCUGCAGGCCCUCCAAGGCGGAGGUGGGAUGCUCCUUCCUUCCACGCAAGCCUGGCUGGGAGGGGGCCUUCCACCUUUGUUGCUUAACUCCGACUCGCCACAGCAUGUGAAAAUCGCCGCUACAGCGGUGGCCCGAGGUCGGGAGGCAUCGGACCAUCUUCUUUGGCUGUUGCACACUGCACCGCAGCAGCAUUUCGGGAAGAUGCUGCUGUGGCUGCGCGCCCUUACCUUCGGGCUAAACAGUUUUCUUCUUCAGCCCUUUCUGGCCAUAUUAAGGCACACCGGCUUCAUCGCUAGCGUCAACGGCACGUGCAGCCUUUCUGAUGCCCCUGAGGCGUCACCCGACACCGAGAGCCCCCACGAAGGAUGGCUUCUGUGGCUCCAAGUUGCUAUUCAGAAUGCAGUGCGCAGUCUUCCAAGCACCGCGCACACUUUCUUGUGUGGCGGUGGUGCACGUGGAGGCCUAAGUACAGAGGAGGAGGCGACUGUGUGGUCUAAGAGUGCCCUUGAGGCUCCGCUGGACUUUGGAGUGGAGGGCAGCGUCGUGGAGAUGGGGCCCUACUGCGUGGCGCUGCUGCUGCUUCUAGUCUAUGCACUAUCUACGACUCUGCACAGGGUUUGUCUUGCGGGGUUCGCGGCGUUACGAAGCCUCCUGUUGGUCUGGGGGAUCGACCAGGCCAGCUCCUCGACUAGACCCUGGGACGAGUGUUUGGCUGUUGCCUGCAGGAGUUCACUAACUGCCUUUGCAGUUGCCUUUGUGCUGCUUGCACUACUGUGGAGCGCAGCAGCAGCGACCGCCAAAGGCGGUGCCUUGGUGGGAUGGGUCUGGAGGCGGAUGUUUGGUAGAAAAGCCAUUGAGCCUGCCAGGAACAGCCACCACAGGGCUGGGGAUUACAGCAGCAAUAGCCGCAACACUAGAGUGCACACGGGAAGCCAUCGAGGGGCUGGAGGGCUGGAGGUUUUAGCUGCGUGUGUGACGUGCUGGGUGCUGCUGCUCUCGGACCGCGAAUUUGUCAUGUUCACUUGGGCCACGAUGCAGCCGCUGCGGCUUUCGUUGCUCUCAACUGUGCUGCUACUGCGACUGCCUUCUUCGCAAGUGGCUGCUUUGCUGACUUGGCCUCCGCCUUUGCGAGAGCCAGCGCUGGUGCUGCAGCGGUCGCAGCCCCUCAAAAUAAUUGAUCCUGUCGCUGUGGGAUCGAUGCUGGGGUGCAUCCUGGCAGCUGCCGCGCUGCGUCUUGUGCUGCUACUUCUGGCCAAGGUGGGCGGCCUUUUCAGGAAUCCUUUCGCGUCGUCGUGCACGGCGCAACCCGUUGGCGGCCUGAGGCUGCUUGGCGUCUCACGGGGGCAGUGGGGGGUGCGUAACAGCCCUUCGGGUGGCGACUCGCCUACUCCCAACAGCUUGUUGCAGAAGAUGCAGGAACAGAACCGCGUCAUAGCGGAGCUACAAGUGUCGCUUAAGAAUGAACGCUGCAGGGCGACACUGGCGGAGGAGCGCAUUGCGAAGUUGGAGGAAGAGGCCCGCGCACAGAUAGCCAAGGCUCCUCCAGAGGGUCACGCAAACAACCACGCACACACACGACCAGACAAACCGCAGGCAGAUGCCUCGCCUGCAUUUGCAGUGGCCGAGAAGAUUAGCAGGGGGAAGGUACGGCAAAAUCAGCAACAGGACCACGGCGAACAGCAGCAUGAGCAGCAAGAGCACCCGAAGCAGCACCAGAGCCAGGAGCAGCAGCCGCAGCAGCAGCAGCAACAGGAGAGCGGCUCUCCUGCGGAAGGUGAACAGCAGCAAGCAUCUGAAGCAGCGCAGCAGCAGACGCGUCUUUACGUUGAGGAGCUGCGCGAGGCCCGGGUACAGCUGGAAGUGCUGCAGAGCCAACUUCGCGGUGCCCAGAACCAAUUAAGCGAGCUGCAACGGAAGCGUGACAGGGAGGCCUCGGCCUACGAACGGCGGCAGGAGCAGCUGGAGGCAGAGGCUGCGCAGUGGAGAGAAAAGGAGGGAGAGGCGCGUGCCGAGCGUGAGCUGCUCAAGGCGGACCUUGCGGAGGCGGCCCGGAAACUUGAGGGUUUGAGACAGGCGCAAUGGGAGCAGCAGCGGCAAGCCGGCUCUGCUCAGGCGGAAGAUAAAGCACAAAUCCAGCGCAUGACGCAGCUGCUCCAGAAGCAGACGGAAGAUUUGGCGAAGAAGACAGCGGAAAUAAAUGAACUCCGUGGAAAGUUGACCCAGGUGGCCUCCAGCUACGCACGGAGGCCCACCCGCCUCGUUGACUCUCAGUCGCAGACACCUCUCGUGCAGCGCGAAGGCCUUCUAGGGCUGACAGAGGGCCCCGCGCCUACUGAAGUGGUGGAGCAGGUCUUGAUGGAGCUCAAUGGCAUUACGCACAGGAUCAAACAAAACGUUGAAAACGACACUAAGACGGUCAACUUCCACAAAACCCACUUCAGCAGCCUUGCGAAACUCUCCUAUGCCUCAGGUGCUGCCGCUUCAGCAAACAUAUCAGAAGAUAGCGAGCCUCCGCCAAACCCAAGCUCAAGGGACACGGCCUUAUCUGGAGAUGAUCCUCCCCUGCUAGAAGACCCGACCUCUCUAGACCCGUCGCACCGAAAGAGUCCCGGGGCAUUCCGGCGACCGGCACGCAAGGAAGCACUUCCAAAGGAGGAGUUGCGGAAGCUUGGGGAGGCGUUACAAACCAUCAGCAAGUGCAUCUUUCCUCUCCGCACGGUGCUGGAGCACCUCGAGCUGCCCCAAGCGACUCUAGACGCCGCGCGGCGACUGCUGGGGACCACUAUGCAUUACACUGGAGACAGCAUGCGAUUGCAGGAGACUCUAGCGCGACCCAGCAAGUGCACUUGGAAGGGGGAUGUGGAGGCGUUGGUCACUAUCUUGACAGUGCUUGGCCGGGCCUGGCCCUCCGAGGAGUCGUGCAGACGUCUUUCGCAGCGCGAAGGGGAUGUCCACACACUUGUGGUGUACCCAUGCUGUUAUCUUGGGGCUUUAUCGCAGUUCCUCCCACUUGCAGAUCUGCCUCAAGGGCGGCAGCGCGUGACAAUGGUGCAGUUCGUGUUGGGCCUCGACGCGCAGUGGCAGGCAGCCCGCCGCCGGCUGGAUCGUCUGGAGGCAGCUUUGCGGCUGUUGCGGCAGUCUCCGGUGCUGCGUGCAUUGUGUGUCACUUGCGCUGCCCUCCAUGAAGAAAUGAACGGAGCGUUCACUUCUGAGGGCUUAGAGAAUACAGAAGUCAUGGAGAAGGCGACAGGGAAUGCCCCAGCAACGACAGCCUCAACGCAGAGGUGCAAACAAAUAUGGGGAACGAAUGAAAGCUGCGAGGCUGCCGUUGAUCAGUUCAAAGUCUGGAAAGACAACUGCGAGUUCAACUUCGCGUGCCUGCAGAAUGCCGCCAACAUCCAUCCCCCAGGCCUUCCGGGGCUCUCUUUGCUGCAUCUCGUUCUCUGUCGAGCCGCGGCCGCAGCUGGCGAGAGAGGCGCCAACCCCAGCAUUAAUGCCAGCGAAGCGGAGUGGGAGAACGCGUUUCCGCAGAGGUUGAAGACAGAAAUAUACGGCGGCGCUUCAGCUUCUUUCUCCUCUUCUUUAAACGAUACAAAGACCAGUUCUAGCUCGCCCCCCUCAUGCCCCUCUACGGCAGCACCACCGACGCAGAGGUGCGACUGUCCCGUUUGCCUGGAUGCGGACGUUGCCAUGCACGGACCUACGCGAGAGUGGCGGAGGCAGCUUCUGAUGAUGAAGGAACAGCAGAUAUUCAAAACCCCAUCCAGGAAGACAUUUAGCCCCUCAGCUGAAGCACCUCACUUGCAGUCACUUACGGCAGCAGCAUCAGCAAAAGAACAGGUUCUUUGCCACCUGGCGCCAUCUGGCUUCCACUUACCAACAGCAACCACAGGACCUGACCAAGUCGCCGUAGCUGCCGCUAAACCCAAGUCCAAAGUUUAUGUUCACCCUAAAGCCUUAGUCCCCUCUUAUUUAAAUCACUACCGCUAUUACAUAUACCUUCAGUCGCUGCCGCAGAAUCGCCUGGCUCGUUCUGGUGUGCGUGGCGCUGGAAAUUCGCAGGAUACGCGCUCAGCGUCCGAAGGCCUCGAAGCUGCGAUUGCCAUGGUUUCACUGUACUACGACGACUUGACUGGGCGGCAGAACACGUUGGCGGACAUGGGCCGACAAUUACAGCAGGAGGUGUCCGUGGCGAACCGUUGUUGCAGGGGGUUGUUGCAGGGAGGCGGAAUGCUGGGUUCGGGUUCUGUGGCUUCGCAAGCCUUCAAUCCCGCUUCUUCUGCUUCCCCCGAAAUGGAAGAUGGGGGACGUAAUGCUCCCAUUCGAAGGGUACAGGCGCCUCCUGCAGCUGAAGCUGCCAGCGUGCCGGGUCAUGUGCCCACAGAGACCGAACGAGGGCUGGAGAUGGCUUGCCAGAUACUCAAGAACGUCCACGCUGCAGUGCCGCUUCUCACAGACGCCUGGAAUGACCUCACUCUGCGCAAAGGAGACGCCUAUGUGUUGCGGACUGGGCUGUUAGACAUGUGGCCCAUGAAACAAGGGCUUGCUGAUAGAAUUAGAAGCAGCGCAGCCGGCGCCUUCUCUAGAUCGCCGCAACUGUUGUUGCAGGCCGAGGUCUCCCCGUUGCGAGCGAUGGUAGCCAAGGCGUCGUCUGCUGCCGCAGCAGCGGGGGCAGCAGUGAAGGCACAAGAAAUAGUGCGCCGCGUGGAUGUGCCUGAGAGCGCGGCGGCGCCACAGAGGAGCGUGAGGCAAGACGGAGCUAGCCGACUUGCUGGAUCAGUUGCAGGGAGGCACCUGCACCUUGAGGCCACGGAUAGGAGCAGCCGCGGCAGCGACAGGGCUAUUCCGUGCCCGACAUUGUUAACAAGCCAAAUGGCUUCAGCGCACCUCGCGAAAAGCAACCGUCCACGACAACCAAGCACAACUGUCGUUGGCAAGCCAGCUAGACCUAUUGGCGCUGGGAGCAGCUACAGCACAAGCGACUCCCUGGCUCAGGGGAGGAGGGCUCCCGCUCACUUGCGCAAUUGGAGUGGGGGAUCCGCGGCAGCCCAGCCGAAACAGCUGCACGGACGAGCUGGCCGUUUUAAUACGCAACCUGUAGAAGACCCAGCCUCGCAGCAGGCGAGGACCGCCGGGAAACAACAGUCAAGUGAACCUGUAAUUAUGCCUCAGCCGCAGCAGUGGGCACUAAUAAGUGGCCAGCAACGCAGAGCCAGUGGGCCGAGAGGUGCCUUAAACAGCAAGGCGUUCGAACGUAUCAUCCCACAGCAAAAGCAAGAGGCAGCCGAUGCCGCAUCGACAACUUCUGGGAUCUCAGGAAAUGCUAACAGGGUUCAGAGAUCGCCGCAACGUGAACCUGCAGCAGUUGUACCAUUGGUAGCCUCUGUGGCACAGAGUGACAAUGGGGACCAGCGAUCCCCCUCUCUGUGUUUGCUAGAAUGUACGGAAAACCAUUUCGAGCCUGAUGGACCGGGAGAGAGUGCCAUAAGCCGUGGCCCUGCCGAAGGCCAGUCGGCCCAACAACCGCAGCGCCUGGCCUCCCCUCCUGCAGCUGCUGCAUCGACCUCAGUCGAGCAAAAGUGA
Messenger RNA from Eimeria acervulina, 6150 nucleotides. RefSeq lists its product as hypothetical. The record is from RefSeq and is a predicted model, not a curated record. Bases 1 to 6150 code for a protein of 2049 amino acids. The transcript has 8 exons. NCBI's taxonomy places the organism in Eukaryota, Apicomplexa, Conoidasida, Eucoccidiorida, Eimeriidae.